AUCGAAAAGCAUGCGUUUUUAACAAAUCUUAGCAUUUCUUUAUUAUUUUUUAUUAACAUUCACAACAAUAAAAUGUCUGAAGUUAAAGAAAUCGUAAAAUUUCUGCACAUAGGCGCUCGACUUGAUUUAAAAGCGCUGGCUUUGGAAAACAUACUUGGUUUAACCGGUACAGAUGAUGGUUUGAAGGUGAUUUUGGAUAUUCCUCAGAUAUUGGUGUGUUUAAUUUCGCUUUUGGGGGAUAGAAGUUUGCCGAUUUCGAAAGAUUCGGCGUUAUGUUUGGUGAAUAUAUCUGCAAAUGAAAAAGGUGCUACAAAGUUGAUUGAUUUGGAUGUUAAGGGGAAUUGUCCGCCGAUGCAGUCGCCCCCGGACGAUAUUGUGAAGUGUACACUAAAAUAUAUAUUUGAUAGUGAGAGCUUUAUUGCUGAUCAAUCUUGUAUGAUUUUGUCGAAUUUAACACGACCAUUGCACUUGGCAGAAAAGGUUAUAGAUCUUAUAUUAAAUACAGGGAAGAAUUUUGAUGAUAUUGUUAACAUUUUUACGAAGAAUGAUUACAAUAAAAAUGGCGCUAAGUUGGAUUAUUUAGGGCCUGUACUGUCGAACUUAUCGCAAAGUAGUAGAGUAAGGAAGGUUUUCUUGGAUAGAGAGAAAUGUGUAAUACAAAGAUUACUGCCUUUUACUGAGUAUAAGGAGUCUGUGGUUCGAAGAGGAGGCAUAGUAGGUACUUUAAAAAAUUGCUGUUUUGAAGAGGAAUACCAUGAAUGGUUGUUGAGUGAUGAAGUGGACAUUCUUUCCAGGUUAUUGUUACCCUUGGCUGGUAAUGAAGAGGUUGAUGAUGAAGAUAACGAUAAGUUACCACUUGAUUUGCAAUAUUUACCUGAGGAUAAAGUUAGGGAGUCUGAUCCUGAUAUAAGAUGUAUACUUUUGGAAGCGCUAACACAAUUAUGUGUCAAAAAACAAAAUCGUGAAUUUGUACGAAAUAAAAACACUUACAUAAUAUUAAGAGAACUUCACAAAUGGGAAAAAUGCAGAAAAGCCUUACUGGCUUGUGAAAAUCUUGUCGAUAUUCUUAUAAGAACUGAAGAAGAAAUAGACAAAGAAAACCUUAAAGACGUGGAAGUUCCCGAAGAUAUGCACGAGAAGUUCCAUAAAAUGGAUGAAGAUUUUAUAAAUGACAAAUAAAC
Messenger RNA from Brassicogethes aeneus, 1181 nucleotides. The record is from the annotation of a GenBank genome assembly. Lineage: Eukaryota; Metazoa; Arthropoda; Insecta; Coleoptera; Nitidulidae.